AUGUCAAAGCCUCAGUUCGAGUAUGCAAAACUCCCUCAAUUUACAUAUCAGACGUUCGACCUUAAGACUCUCAAGUUCUCGAACGUCCCGGUCAUUCCUCUCUUUGAUAAAGGAAGAACAGUCGACAAUGAUAAAGUCAAUGCUGACGUUGAGUCGAACAAGGAUGAGGGUCAGGAUGAACCAUCAGAGACUGACCCAACUGAACCUACUUCACCCCUUGAAAGUGCCUCACUUCCCGAGCCCCCCAAUGGUACAUCUGAGCAGGAAGCUCAGAAAAAACUAGAAGCGGAACCGAUUGAGGAGGAGCCUGCUGAGGAGGCGCGGGAAGUUGCUGAAGAGCUUGAGGAGGUUGCAGAGGAGGUAGCAAAAGCAGUCGGAGAGGCAGCAGAGCAGGUAAUGGAGGAAAAUAAUGAAGAACUGCGAGAUGAGGAUUGCAGUGCAGACACCACAGAUGAGUUGGGGGCGGAUGAGGGAAAUCAAAAUGAAAUGGCUCAAAACAAAGAUGCUGACCCUCCCGUGGAUGGUAAAAGUCCGGAAUAUACUGGGCUCGAGGAUCAUGGGAUCGGAGAUAGCACUGGGGACUUUGAUAAUGACGGUAAUAUAAAUCUCUACUAUUUGGAGGGUACGACACUGACAAGCACAAAAUAUCCAGAAUUUCCAGCUGUGGACCCCGAAGCUGAGGUAGAUCAGGUUGAGGCGGAGAAGGAGGCGGAAGCAGAGGCUAUUUAUGAUGAUGAUGAUGACGACACCUUAACUCUGGAGUAUUGCGAUGAGGACACAGAAGAAACUAUGGAUGAGGCCAAAGAGACCGAAGUACUCACAGAUGAACGCCAUAUCCCUGAAGCGGAUAUGCCCACUCCAGAUGAGCUGAUCAAAAUCGACGAACAAAAUUCUGAAACUACCGAACCAAGAAAUCCCAUUGAAAGUGGAUCCCUUGAGCCAGAAAAGCAAGACGAACCUGAAGGACCUCAUGAGGAACCAGCGGAAUACUCUUUGGAGUACACAGACUCCCCCGAAUCGUCAGAGGAAACACCAUCCGACGCAGCUCCGGCUGAAGACCCACGAACUGAACUAGAUUGCCCAGCUGAAGAACCAACCGCAACAAAUCCCAUGGAAGAUUCAGACCCAGUGGAGGUACCCGCUGCCGAGGACCCUCCCGAUGAAGAGCCGAGUCCUCUAGAAAAGCCGGCUGUUGAAGAUCCAUCAGAUGAAGAAAAGUCUUUGCCAGAAGAGGUUCCAAAUGAUGAGCCACCGGCGGAAGUCACACCUGAAGAAGAGCCUCCCACCGAAAACCAACAGACGUAUGAUGAUGAUUCACCAGCGGAUAGUGCUUCGUAUGAAGUUGCCGUCGAAGAACUUAUUCAGGAAGAACUCGCAGUUGAAGAGUCUCUCGCUGAAGAUGCCUUUCCAGCAGAAGAGUCUAUCCCUGAGGGACCGACUAUGGAGGCCGCUCCUGAAGAAACUACCACCGGUGACUCACAAGGUGAUGAUCCGCCUGUCGAAGAUAACCCAGUGGGAGUUUCUCCGGUCGAAUAUUUGCCUGCUGAGGACCUUCCUGCUGAGGACCGGCCUGCUGAAUACCCGCCUUCUGAAGACCCGCCCACUGAAGACCCUCCCGCUGAAGACCUGGCGGCGACAGAAUCGUCUCCCACAGAAAAUCAUUCUGCUGAAGAACUAGUCGCAGAAGAAGCCACCGCAGAGGGGCCAGUUGCGGAAGAAUCGAUGCAAUCUGAAAAUGCACCAGGCGAAGACGCCUCUCCAGAAGAUCAUGCCCCGGAGGAACUCGUUGAAGAGCCGUCUUCUGUGCCUUCUGCACUAGACGAAUCGCUAACAGAGGCAAUUUCUGUUGAAGUUCCCGCAGAAUGGCCUCCUGCUGACGAAACAAGUGGUGAAACUCUUGAAAUCACCAAUGCAGAAGUCUUAAUCGAUGCUCCAUUAGGGGAGUCUGCAGAUGUUGUUGCAUCCUCCAAGACAAGGCGGAAAAAGCGGCGGCAUCGAUCGCAGUGGGAACGUGAAAGGCGGGGAUCCAAGGGCUCUUCUGAUAGUCAUGCUCUUCGUCGCCGAAAGAGUGAGCGAGGGCUUUUCUCUAACCCAUUCUCUGAAGCUGUUGAAGCAAAGAAACAAAGAUCGUCAAGGCCUAGCUCCGAUGAAGAGAGGACUGAACAGAGAAGGAGAAUGGACAGUCGCAGAGAGAGUGAAUUACGAACUAGAAGACAGAGCACGGCAAAUGAUUUACUUGAUACAAGCCGCCAUUCUGGUGCUGCUGAGAGCAGACGGAAUUCGACCUCUCAUACCUUGUCGGCUCUAGCAGCCAAACCAGUCGCGUUGCUUAGGCUUAUUGCUAAUGGAGAAUCCGAAACCAACGGACCCCUACUGAUACUUAACGUAUCUAAUCAAUACGAGACAAGAAGAUUAUCUGCCUCUCGCCCAUCAGACUCGUCAAGUGAUUCGAGGCCCCAUUCCAACUCUCACUCGCAUUCCCACUCACAUCACAGGCAUCGACAUCAUAGUGAUAAAGAAUCAAGACCUCACGAGGAUGAGUCGCCAAGAAACUCAAUCGACGAUGGUGAGAGGCGUCGAAGAGAACAUCGAAGAUCGAGAAGGCCUGAAGAGCAACUGGAAGAUCGACCAAGGAGGAGGGGAAGCCACAACGAGGAAAGCCAGCAGGAGAGAAGAAAUUCUGAGAAAUAUAUGAACGGUCCUCUAGACAGAUUGAAGGAUCGGUUCAUGGGAAACCUGAAAGCUGUCCUAGCGGUCGCGUGA
This is a messenger RNA of Paracoccidioides lutzii Pb01, 2763 nucleotides long. RefSeq lists its product as hypothetical. The transcript is spliced from 2 exons. The record is from RefSeq and is a predicted model, not a curated record. Bases 1 to 2763 code for a protein of 920 amino acids.